Molecule: messenger RNA, 2016 nt
Organism: Lactuca saligna
Lineage: Eukaryota; Viridiplantae; Streptophyta; Magnoliopsida; Asterales; Asteraceae
Source: the annotation of a GenBank genome assembly
AUGGAAAAUGUACGACCAAAAAAAAGAGGUGAACGUGGUAUUGCUGCAUUUAAGUCAAAGAUUUCUCCGGAAAAAUAUAAAGUGAAGUUUGAUAAAAAUAAUAUCCCAGACGAUGGCAUGCCAGCACAGUUUAGUUCUUGGUUUGGCAUGAAGGUUCGACGCAGUUUUCCUAUAGAUAUAGAGUCGCGUAAAGCUGGAGAAAAGUAUUUUAAAGAUUUAUGGUUGGAAACUAAGAAACAGUGGAACAUCGAGUCUAAUGAUCAGGAAAAAUAUUUGAAGAGGAAAGCUGUAAAACUUGCAUCAAAUUUUAAAUCAUUCCUUGUUUCAAAUUUUGUGAAUCAAGAAUUGAAUGCUUGUCUCAAAUAUGAUUUUAUAAAACCUGAUGAAUGGGAAAGAUUUGUUGCACAAAAAACUACUCCUGAGUUUUUGGAACAAGAAGAGAAAAGAAUGAUAGCUGAUGGGAGUUAUUUCCAAAAUAAGGAAGACCCAUUAGUUAGACUUUUGGGACGCGAACACGGGGGGCGAUCACGGACAAUAUCUAAUAUCAUUGGCCAUACCCAGGUUUAUGGUGGAUUGUUCAAAAAUGUGGAAAAUAGUAGAACCACGAGACCGAGACAACAGGUUGACAUGAUCCCAUCAUUGCAUGAAUCUAGUGGUGCAUCUGGUGGACGGUUGACAGAAUACCCACCUAUUAAGGUUAGGACAGAAUGUGAAUUGCUAGUGAAUGUGGUUGAUACUCAAUUGAUAGUAGCUAAUGGUAUUGCAUGGCCAACAUCUGAAACGGUCAUACAUUCACAACCAAUAAGUACAGGUUGUGUGAAAGUACAGGUUGAUGAAAUCGUCAAAAUAUAUGAGAACUUGCCUGUGCAUGCCGUCACACGGACGGAAGAAGUUGAAUAUGUUAAACAUCUUCUACAUACCAUCGUUCAGUGGCCGAGAUAUGCAAUAAAGCUUGUGAACAAGACACCUAGCAAAUCAAAUAGUGGCACGGGAAUGGGGUCGAAUCGCGCCUCACCACACAUACAUGUUGAUGACAUCAUGACGACUUCAGCUUAUCGUCCACAAUUUGAGGACAACCACAUUGCUUAUCAACAUGAAAUUAAUGAACAUUUUCAAGGUGGUUUAGUUGAUAUGAUGUUAUCUAUGAAUCCACCACAAGUUCAUUUAAAUGCACCCAAACCCAGAGCCAGACCCGAACCCGAAUCCGAAUUUGAAUCCGAACUCGAAUAUGAAUCCGAAUCCGAAUCCGAAACCGAACCUGAAUUCGUUACACAUGAUGAACCUGACUUGUUUACAUCCUUGAGCAAAUUACAAGAACAAAGACCUCAAAUUCAAUCUGUUGGUUUUCAAGUAGUAGAGUUUUUUGGGAAUGCAAAUGUUGUUAAUAUUUUUUCACCCAAAGGGAUGUAUCGCCGUAGGGUUCAAAUUACCAUCCAGUAUAUCGAGGUAUUACAACUAUUUUUAAGAGAUUGGCUUGAUCAAAGCAUUAUUCAUUGGUUUGCAAUGCUUCUUUUUAGGUCGCCCAAUUCUGAAUGUGCUUUUUUUGAUCCGCUUUGCAUUGCACGCUUAAAUACUAAAACAGACAUGUCGCCCGUCACUAAACAUAUCGAAGAAGUAUUUUCGUAUCAUAAAAGCAAACGAUAUUUUCUUGCUCCAUAUUUACAGGGUAUGCAUUGGUUGCUUUUUAUCCUAUGUCCUGAAAGCAAAUGUGGUUAUAUUCUUGAUUCUUUAUGUGAAAAGAACCAAGAAAAGAAAAAAGACGCUUACCACUUUCCUUCUUUCAUUGAUAAUGUUUUCCCGGGACGAGUUAAUAAGUGGGAAACAGUAAAGUGCUACAAACAAAAAGGUGGAUGGGAAUGUGGAUUUAUAGUAAUAAAACAUAUGAAGGAGUUUGUUGAAAAUAAAUUAUGGAAAAAGAAGAGUUUUGUUACGCCCGUUAAACUUGAAGAUAUGGUCUCAGAAAUAAUACCUCGUUUAAUUAAGAUGGUGAACGAUAGUCGGAAAAGAACUUUCUAA